AUGAUACGCGCGCUCGAGAGGAGGACGCCGACGCGACCCGCGGGGGGUCGCUCGCACGCCUCGCCGCCCGAGGCGGCGAGGCCGGCGCCGACGCCGACCCCACCUCGCAAGCCACGAGCGUCCUAUUCCUACUUUAGGACGUGGAGCUUCUUCGCUGGCUCGAGGAAGCACCAGCCGGUACAUCCGUCGCCUCCCGAUCGCCCGGCGCCGGACGUAGAGCGCGAGCACCGGAUGGAUGCGCUGGAGAAGAUCCGGUCGAGAUCGUCCGCGGCUUCCAGGAUUGCCGCGUCGCUGAGGUCGCUCCGAGAUCGGUUCGCGGGACCCCGAACGACGAACAAGGUAUCGCCGAUGCCCGCGCCUCGUCCGGCGGUGGUCACGACGCUGCCGUCGCCGAAGCGAACGCCGAGCCGGCGGAGGGAUCCGCGAUCCCCUCGACCGACUCCGCCGCGGCCUCCCCUGUCGUUCGAGCCGAACCACUCCACCCCAUCGACGGCGGCGGCCUCGGCGCCGCCAUCAUCGUCGCCCGUGGCGGCGGCAGCGGCCAUCACGCCCGCGCCCACGCCGCCGGCGAGGCCGACGCCGCCGACGACGCCGAGGCCGCCCGCGUCGCCGCUGCGGACGCCCGCGCCGCCGCCGCCAAGAAGGAGGAUUCACGUCCGCGUCGGAACGCCUCCGCGCGAAUCCGUCGAGACGCGCCCCCCGCCCCCGCCGAAAGAGGAGGUGGAAGAGGAGGAGGUAGAGGAAGAGGAGGCGCCGCCGGCCGCGCCCGAGCCCGCGGCGCCCAAGUCGCCGCCGGCGAGGAGGAAGGUGCCGAUACGGGAGAUGAAAGCCGCGCUGGCGGCGGCGGGGCUGGACGCGAGUCAUUGCGUGGAACGCGAGGAUCUGGAGGCUCUUUACGGCACCGUCGGGAAGAGGCCGAGGAUCGAAAUCACAGAGGAGCGGGAGGAGGAGGAGGAGGACCCUCCGUCCGCGUCGUCGUUCGAUUUGUUCGACUCCCUCCCGACGGAGGUGAACGAGCUCAUCCUGCGCGAGCUCUCCCCUCGAUCGCUCGCGGCUGCGACCGGGGUGAGCCGCGCGUGGCGCGACGCGGCGGGCGACGACGAGCUAUGGGCGGCGCACCUCGCGCGAGCGCCGAGAUUUUCCAAAAACGAGAAACCCGUCCCGUUCCCUUCGACGUCGGCGCGACACUCCUCCCGGCGCGGACGGCGGGAGCUGAUGCGAACGUACGCCGCGGCUCGCGAGCUCGGCCGCAGGUGGCGCGACGGCAAGUACGCGCGGUGCGACCUGAGGGAUCACUCUCGCCCGGUGGAGCGCGUCGAGUUCGCGGACGCCGUCGGUUUCGGCCGAGCGGCGGUGACCGCGGGAUGGGACGGGUUCGUGUUUUUAUACCUCUGCGACGAAAACGCCGUGCGCGGAACCGGGUGGAGGCUGGCGAGGAGGUUCAAGGGUUGCGAGGGCGCGUGGGUGGUGUCGCUGGCGACGUCCCCGCGGGCCGUCGUCGCCGGCGAUACCGACGGGAGGAUAUGCGCGUGGACGUUCGGGUCGUCCACACCGGCGAGGACGCUGCGGCAGGACGGGUCGGUGACGAAGGUGCGAUUCGUUCCAAACUCCGGCGGCGAGAACGACGUGCUCGUGGCGUCCGCGUCGACCCUCGGGGACGUGGCGAUCUGGGACCUCGCGGCGGGAACGAGGCUCGCCACGUUGCGGGGCCACGCGGAGGCGGCGUGGCACGUGCACCCCCUCGCCCCCAACCCCGACGGGAUCCUCACCGUGCUCACGUCUUCGAGGGACUCCACCCUCCGGAUGUGGCGCUUCGACGAGGUGGACCGAGACGGCCCGCUCGACGUGCCCCGCGGCGAGGGCGGCGAGCGGUUGAUAUCGCCAGCGUCGACGUGGCGGGACCACGACGACGCGAUUCUCUCGUUGGCCGUCUCGGCACCCCCGUCGCGUUCGCGCGUGUGCGACAAACAGCUGUGCGCCACGUGCGGCGCCGACGGCGUCGUCGUCGUGCGCGACGUGUCGAACGGCGAGGUGCUCUCGAGACUGACGGUCGAUCGACCCGACUCCGCGCCUAUGUGCGCGACGUUCUUUGAGCGGCCCGAGGACCCGGCUGAUUUCGUCGACGACUCACCGAUAUCGUCCGUCCCCCGCGUCUCCGGCGUCCGUGGCGACGCGCGAGACGGCGCGAGGACGCACACGUGGCUGGCGACGGGGUACCGGACCGCGAACGACGGCGGCGAGCUUCGCCUGUGGGACCCGCUCGGGGGCGGCGUCGCGGCUGUCCUGUCGGACCAGAGCCGUCCGGUAUCGGACGUCAUCGCCACCGCGCACGCGCUCGUCGCCGUCGCGCCGGGCGACGGGGUGGUCGUGUACGCCGGGGUCGACGACGACGGCCGCGGCGACGCACGCGACGGGACCGCGCGGCGGACCCGCGGCUGCCCGAUCGCCGCAGCGGUCACGGUGUUGGACGGUGCAGGCGCGGAUGGGUUCUCCUCGUGCGCGGGGGCGUGCGACGAUUUGCUCGCCGUCGGGAGCAAGACCGGGUCGGUGCAGCUGCUCGACUUUAGGGUUCAGGCGGGACGGUGAGACGGCGGGAUCGGGGAGACGGACCGAGGGUUCGCCGGCCCGCGCGUCGGGCGGCGAGCGUCGCUUAGAGAAGGAAUACAUCCGCGGCGUCAUUUUUAGCUAGCUAGCUGCUUUUGUACUUUUUAGAGAUACCCGAGCUCCUCUCGGC
Messenger RNA from Micromonas commoda, 2734 nucleotides. RefSeq lists its product with no specific name. Gene Ontology annotation, molecular function: protein binding. The record is from RefSeq and is a predicted model, not a curated record. The transcript is spliced from 2 exons. The coding region runs from base 1 to 2586 and encodes 861 amino acids. NCBI's taxonomy places the organism in Eukaryota, Viridiplantae, Chlorophyta, Mamiellophyceae, Mamiellales, Mamiellaceae.